Sapajus apella (tufted capuchin) is the source of this 2514-nucleotide messenger RNA. It is a transcript of the gene GGT6, whose product is annotated as gamma-glutamyltransferase 6. The transcript is spliced from 4 exons. The coding region runs from base 746 to 2248 and encodes 500 amino acids. Lineage: Eukaryota; Metazoa; Chordata; Mammalia; Primates; Cebidae. The record is from RefSeq and is a predicted model, not a curated record. Gene Ontology annotation, cellular component: extracellular exosome.
UGCUGCAGAAUGGUCCAUUGUGACUUACAUCACUCAUUCUAGCGAUCAUGGAUGUUUGACACUUUCCAACAGGAGGCAUUACAAGUAGCACUGUUUUGCAACAGGUCCUGGGUGAGAAUUCCAGAACGAACUUGGCAAUGCUUGGUUUCCAGGCUGUGGUGUCACCUCCUGAACCAGAGUCGCAUAACACGCCCAGAGAGUUCUCUUGUGAACCAAGUUCCUCCCCAGAGAAACCCAGACCCGGCGUAGCCUCAGGCUGAGCCUUGACUCUGGCUAGAGACCAGAUACCCUGACGCCAGUACCUAGUCAUGUGCUGACCCAAGCAUGUGGGACCCCCAACCCAAGUCGCCAUGUAACUGUAGCUCUAAUUCAAGUCCACAGUUUCUAGGCUAGAGUCCUGGGUGGGAUCCAAGGGCUACAUUCCCCCAAGGGGAAAGGGGGGUGUCCAGCAGGUACCUGAGUGUCAAGGUCGAGGUGUUAGGGAUGGGCUCCUCACUGAGCUACGAUCCCUUACAGGCUGUCACACUGGAAGCCGUGUCGUGAGAACUCCUUGGGCCUUGUGUCCUAAUGGAGCAGGCUUAUAUGCAGCCUCCUUGGCCCCGUGCCCUGCCCAGACCUGUUCUGGAUUCCACCCCACCCUUCCCCAAGGUCGCUGCCACCUCCCACCUGCCAGGCUUGGGCAGGGCCUCUGAGACACGGCCAGGAAGGCUGGCAGGCAGGAGGGCUGGGGCAAGCACUGGGGGCCAUGGAGGGGACAGCAGAGCCCGUAGUCUAUCAGAAGCUGUUGCUCUGGGAGCCAAGCUUGGAGUCGGAGGAGGAAGAAGAGGAGGAGGAAGAGGAGACAUCAGAGGCGCUGGUUUCCAACCCCUGGAGGCCCCAGGACUCUUCUGGGAACAAGGCUGGUGGGCUGUCCGGAACCUGGGCCCGUCUAGUGGCCGCCCUGCUGCUGCUGGCUGUGGGCUGCUCCCUGGCGCUGCGGCAGCUCCAGCAUCAAGGCAGCCCCACAGGAAGCCUGGGCUCCGCGGCCCCUCCACCCGGCGGACACUCCCAUGGCCCUGGUGUUUACCACCAUGGUGCCAUCAUCAGCCCUGCAGACACAUGCUCCCAUCUAGGCCGAGAGCUGCUUGUUGCCGGGGGCAACGUCGUGGAUGCCGGCGUGGGAGCCGCUUUGUGUCUGGCGGUGGUGCAUCCUCAUGCCACGGGGCUAGGUGCCAUGUUUUGGGGCCUCUUCCACAAUAGCUCCUCAGGCAAUUCCACAGCCCUGACAUCAGGCCCAGCACAGACCCUGGCCCCCGGACUGGCGCUGCCCACAGCUCUGCCCACCCUGCACCUGCUGCACGCACACUUUGGCCGCCUGCCCUGGCCACGCCUGCUAGUGGGCCCCACCACGCUGGCUCAGGAGGGCUUCCUGGUGGACACGCCCCUGGCAAGGGCUCUGGCAGCUCGGGGCACAGAAGGCCUCUGUCCACUGCUUUGCCAUCCUGAUGGAACCCCGCUGGGCGCUGGAGCCCGAGUCACCAACCCACAGCUGGCAGCCAUGCUUCACAGGGCAGCCCUCGCUCCCACCUCAGACCUUGCCGGGGACGCACUACUGAGUCUGCUGGCAAGAGACCUGGGGGUGGAGGUGCCCUCGGCUGGGCCCAGGCCCACUUUGGAACCAGCACAGCAGCUACCCAUGGCCCAGGGCAUCCUGUUCACCACCCCCAGUCCCUCAGCCGGCCCAGAGCUGCUGGCACUGCUGGAGGCAGCCCUAUGGUCUGGGGCACCCAGCCCUGACCCCUGCCCACCAGUCCUGCAAACUGCCGUGAGCCCCGAGAGCAGCACCCUGGCCACCGUGGACAGCAGCGGCUCUGUGCUCCUUCUCACCUCCUCGCUCAACGGCUCCUUUGGUUCUGCAUAUCUGUCCCCAGGCACAGGGGUUCUGCUCAGCAACACGACGGCCAAGUCUACCGCUACUGCCUGGGCCUGCCCCCUCAUCCUCCGGGGCAGCCUGGAUGACACAGAGGCCAAUGUGUUGGGGCUAGUGGCUUCAGGGACCCCUGAAAUGGCCAGAGUCAUGACUCACACCAUACUCAGCCACCUGGCAGAGCCCCAAACCCAGGCCCAGCACCAGCACCAGGGCCAGCAAGAACCAACAGUGCAGCCCAGCACUUGUGGCCAAGGGACCCUGCUCCAGGUGGCAGCCUAUGCAGAGCACGCCCACGUCUCCAGUGUCCCCCACGGCUGCUGUCCCUACCAGGGGAUCUAACAGGAUGGGGGUGGGUCUGGUACAAGGCAGGGUUAUCUGAAGCCUGGGGCAGGAGCAGAGCAGACCCAGAAGCAAUGGAGUGUACCCCAGCUCACACCUGUCAUCUCAAGCACUUUGGGUGGUCAAGGCAGGAAGAUCCCUUGAGCCCAGGAAUUUGAAACCAGCCUAGACAGCAUCGCAAGAUCUCAUCUGUACCAAAAAGUUUUAAAAUCACCAGGUGCAGUGGCAGAUACCUGUUGUCCCAGCUACCUAGGAGGCUGAGGCGG